Molecule: messenger RNA, 285 nt
Organism: Prorocentrum cordatum
Lineage: Eukaryota; Dinophyceae; Prorocentrales; Prorocentraceae
Source: the annotation of a GenBank genome assembly
GAGUGCAAGUCGUGGACUCCGACCACGACGCUGUCGAAGCACGGCCACAUCGUGUCCGACCCUCUCGCCCCGUUGGAGACAGAGGCGGCCCGGUUUGCAGGUCUCUGGCAGGCGGACAAGGAGCCAGACGCCAUCGACAAGCCGCUGGAGAUCCUUGAGCCUCUCGAUAUCCUCACGCCCGAUGAUAUUCGUAAGGUUAGUCGCUCUUAUUCUACCUCCGCGGCCUUCUCGGUGGAUUGGUUCCACAUGCGCCAUUGCGCCGGCAUGUCCGACGGCUGCCUAGAG